Benincasa hispida (wax gourd) is the source of this 1058-nucleotide messenger RNA. Its product is annotated as NDR1/HIN1-like protein 13. The record is from RefSeq and is a predicted model, not a curated record. Gene Ontology annotation, biological process: defense response to other organism. Gene Ontology annotation, cellular component: plasma membrane. NCBI's taxonomy places the organism in Eukaryota, Viridiplantae, Streptophyta, Magnoliopsida, Cucurbitales, Cucurbitaceae.
GAUUCUCAAAUUCAAUACUCACUUUCUUCUUCUCUUACCUUUUUUUUUUAUUAUUAUUUUUUUUUCCUCCUCUGCUCCGGCCGCCAUGGCGGACAGAGUCUACCCCAACGCCGUCGGCAAAGCCAAAACCAAUUCAAAUUCCAACGACAAUAUUAAUCCGACGGCCAACGCACCGCCCUUUCCUUCCACCAAAUCCCAACUCUAUGGCGCCUCCCGCCCCUCUUACCGUCCUCAACCCCACGAUCGCCGUCGCUCUCGCUGUUGCUCCAUCUGCAUCUGGCUGACGGCGAUCAUCGCCACCGUCAUCAUCCUCCUCGCCGUCGCCUCCACCGUCGUAUACCUAAUUUAUCGUCCACACCGCCCGUCCUUCUCCGUCAUUUCUCUCAAAAUCGAUUCCUUCAAAUUCACGUCCCCUUCACAACUCAAUUCCAAAUUCGACCUAAGUCUUGCCACUACAAACCCUAACAAGAAAGUCAAGUUCAUUUACGGUCCAAUUUCCGUCGCUGUCUUGUCGAACGGCGUUGAUCUCGGUGACGGAUCGCUCCCUGGGUUCGUGCACGAGAAGAGGAACACUACGAUAAUGAAGGUGACGUUGGAAAGCGGCGUCGGAGAGAUCGACGGCGAGCCGGUCGAUUCGUUGAAGGCGGCGAUGAAGAGCAAAGCCGGAUUGCCGUUGGAGAUUAAGGUGGAGACGAAAGUGAAGGUGAAAAUGGGAUGGUUGAAGACGCCGAAGGUUGGACUUAGGGUUAAUUGCGACGGAAUCACGGCGGGCGUUCCAACAGCGAAGAAGAAAACGGCGGUUGCUGCGGCGGUGGAGAAUGCAGAGUGUAAGGUGGAUUACAGAGUGAAGGUCUGGAAAUGGAUUGUUUGAAUUUUGAGACGAUGAUGCAAGAGAGGGAAUUUGAAGUUUCUUGUUUUUAUACUGUUUUUUUCCCUUCUUCCUCGUGAGUUAUUUUUUUCUUAUUUCUUUCCCUCAUUUGUUUGUUAAUUUCAAUUUUUUUUUUCUUAAUCACUGUAUUUUGUAAAUGAGAAUAUUUGGGAUAAUGUGUUAAUUACUA